AUGAAACAGAAACUAUUAAUGAAGUUUCAUAUGCUCUUCAAAUCAAAUAGCUCGUUUUACCCUGUUCUGAUAAUACUUAAAUAAAAGUAGAAAAAAAUUACUUCUAUCAUAUAUGUCCAUUUGCAGCUUUUAUCUACGAUACUAAUAUCAUAUUUGUUCAGAGUAUAAAAUAUAAAGUAAGUUCUAACCUUACUAUUUAGGAUAUAACAUACCUAAAUAAUAACGUAUUUAUAAUAUAACUAUCAUAUAACUAACUUGAAAUAUACGAAAUUAAUUACAAUUUUAAGAAUAAAAUAUAAUCUCUGA
Molecule: messenger RNA, 306 nt
Organism: Tetrahymena thermophila SB210
Lineage: Eukaryota; Ciliophora; Oligohymenophorea; Hymenostomatida; Tetrahymenidae
Product: transmembrane protein, putative
Exons: 1
Source: RefSeq, a predicted model, not a curated record